AUGGUUUCCUACAAACCAAUAGCUAAUAACUUUACCUCUAAAAAUAUAACAGAUAAAAUGAGAGAAUCCACCUACUCCACAGGUUCACAUGCAACUUCCUCCACGCAAAACUGCAGAUGUGCAAAAAUGAACACCGUUAUGUUGGUUCUGAAUGUCGUUGCUCUGGUCCUCGUAUUAUGGCAGUCCCCCUUCUCCUAUGAUUUGAAUGCUCCCUCGGAUGGAUACAAACAAACGGAAAAAAGAGCAGAACGAAUUCUUGAAGCAGAACACGUAAGUCCAUUGGAAGAAUCUGGGGAACUAUAUGGAGAGGAGGGUGAUGACAUGUACAACUAUAUAACCCUCUUUUCAGUCAAUCAAACGAAUAACUCACAAGAAGAAGAAGAAGAAGAAGAAGCACAACCACAAACAGAACAACAGGCCAUCCUAGAAGAAUUUGCUUUUGAUGAGCUCUUUCACAAAGUCAAUAACAACUGGAAUCAGACAGUGGAAAAUAUGGUCCAUCAAUAUGUUGCCUACACGGAUGGGUACAACAUGGAAGUUACCUGGAGAGAUGAAAUGUGGAACGAAGGUUGGUACAAAUACUUAGAAAGCAUACAUGCAGAUUUAAAUAAAUUUUUAAAUGAUGAAAGCCUUUCCCUGGAGGCUAGGGAAUGUGUAGCUGAGGAUUUACUUUACUGGGCCAAUGAUGACUUCAACUCGUUCUUAAAUAUAGUGAAGGAAGAAUGGGACAAAGAAACUACAAAACGAGGAGAGGCUCUCGUCAUAGAAGUGUGA
Molecule: messenger RNA, 774 nt
Organism: Plasmodium knowlesi strain H
Lineage: Eukaryota; Apicomplexa; Aconoidasida; Haemosporida; Plasmodiidae
Product: Plasmodium exported protein, unknown function
Exons: 2
Coding region: 1-774 (257 amino acids)
Source: RefSeq, a predicted model, not a curated record